Messenger RNA from Coregonus sp. 'balchen', 1452 nucleotides. The record is from the annotation of a GenBank genome assembly. NCBI's taxonomy places the organism in Eukaryota, Metazoa, Chordata, Actinopteri, Salmoniformes, Salmonidae.
AUGGGUUGUUUGGGCAACAGCAAGACUGAAGAUCAACGCAUCGACGAAAAGGCACAACGAGAGGCAAAUAAAAAAAUUGAAAAACAGUUGCAAAAAGAAAGACAAUCAUAUAACGCGACGCACAGGCUCUUAUUAUUGGGUAAGGUUUUAUUAAACGGAUAUGUGAUCUAAAUGUCAUUCGUUUACCCCAACACGUAUUUUGACAGCUUUCGCAAUAUGUCAUGGCGGUGGAUAUUGAUGGAAGCGAAGCCUAGCAAUUAGCUUCAUUUCGACAUCAUUCUUAUUCAUUUUGAACGGUAACAAUAUGACCCUUAUCGUUCCGUUAUCAGCAACAUUGUAACACUAUGUCCUGUUUGCCUCAUUCUGAAGGUGCUGGAGAGUCCGGGAAAAGCACUGUUGUGAAGCAGAUGAGGAUUCUUCACGUAAAUGGUUUUAACGCAGAGUGAGUACACGCAUCCACUGUUAUUGAAGGCCCUACCGAAUCUCCAUUUGAUACACAGGCCCAGAUAUAUAUACCUAUUUCGGAACAUAUUUUGUUAUAAUCAGGGUCUCCCUGGCUGUGAGUGAGACUGCCGAGAAUAGGCUUUAGAGAACUGAAUGGAUUUUCCUCAGGCACUGCAGCGCCUAGGCCCUGUCUGUUAGUGACCAACACACCAGGUACUGCCAGGCGGCUAGCGCUAGCAGAAGCAGUAUCACCUGGUUUCCCCAGAAGCAGCUUAAGGCUAAUGGAUCUAACGAUGAACUCAGCCUUAAGAUGCUUCUGGGGAAACCAGAACUUUAGGUUCUUGGACAGGACCUAGAGCCGGAGUGGGUCUACGCUGCCUUCGUAGUGGGAUCUUUAGGUUCUUGGACGAGGACUAUUGUGAUGUUGUUGUUAUCUUGUUGGUCACGGUCUCCUCACGGCUGUGUUCUGUCCUCCUUCACCAGAGAAAAGAAACAGAAAAUCCAAGAUAUUCGGAAAAACGUAAAGGAUGCCAUAGUGGUGAGUAGGCUAGCAUUAAUCUGUGUCCUGUUUUAAAUAGAUUGGUGGUUUACCGGGUUAUUCUGUCCGUCCCAAAUGGCACCCUAUUCCCUAUAUAGUGCACUACUUUUGACCAGGGCCCAGGGCACUAGGCCUAUACAGGGAAUAGGGUGGCAUUUGGCAUGCAUCCUCAGUGUUCGAUGGAACACCCCAAUCCUAUUUCCCUUAAUAGAUAGGCUUAUGAUCUCAUUUAGCCUGUAUUUAGCCUGUAUUUAGCCUGUAUUUAGCCUGUAUUUAGCCUGUAUUUAUCCAGCUUAACGCCGCUGGGUGUGUUUCUCCCCUCCUCUUUCUAGACCAUAGUGUCAGCGAUGAGCACCUUGAUACCCCCGGUCACUCUAGCCAACCCUGAAGACCAGUUCAGAAUCGAGUACAUCAAAAGCAUAGCUCCUCUCUCGGACGUUGACUACACACAGGUAAGAUGGCUGUUUUAG